Molecule: messenger RNA, 5250 nt
Organism: Carassius gibelio (silver crucian carp)
Lineage: Eukaryota; Metazoa; Chordata; Actinopteri; Cypriniformes; Cyprinidae
Product: SH2B adapter protein 1-like
Exons: 11
Coding region: 810-3410 (866 amino acids)
Biological process (GO): intracellular signal transduction
Cellular component (GO): plasma membrane
Molecular function (GO): transmembrane receptor protein tyrosine kinase adaptor activity
Source: RefSeq, a predicted model, not a curated record
CCAUUGAAAAUCCCCCUUCUCCAACACUCCCUGUCCCCCAACCUACACCCUCUCCCUCUGUAUCGCGAGAGACUGACUGGGACAGCAGGCACAGAAAAUAUUCAUGUUACCUGCAACACGAGCAGUUGCAAAGCUUUUAUGAAUAAAUAGAUACCGUAUGAUUCAUCAAUAAGUUUAGCAUCAACAGGGGGCAGCUAGACGGAGAGGAAUGCAUAUUAAUCUGAAUACUGGCAGACACAUUGCCUGCUUAGCAAAACAUCCAGCUAGCUGACCAGCAGCUCAAACUUGAUCAUUUAUUAGCAGCGCUGGGUUAGCUAGUUAGCACCAGGCUAGUUCAAUAUACAUUUGCAUUUAAUAUUUUUCGGAUUUCACUCAAGCCAGCGAACAAAUUGCGCCUUUUGUGCAAAAAGUUUAUUGAUCUGCACCGGCCUCGCGUUACACACUGGCCUUAACUGACGAUGGUCACAAAUCCCUACCACUGGAUCCUCGCAGAGCCUUAACACCGGAGAUCACCUGAGAACUCCCAUCGCCUCAUCCUGCUGCUCACCACAUAAUUCAGCGUUACCCCCCAUACACACGUUUACACAUUUUGUGUAGAAUGUGAACCAUUUCAGAGUCAAAUAAUUUUCUUUAAAUGGGGGGAAACAAUUAUCAUUUUCAGGCCACAUUUUUCUGUCCGCUUUUCCAAAUUCAUGUCUAUUGUAAAAGUGUAGCCUGAUGAGCAGAUCGAGUGCCCCCCAUACUGUUCGCAACGAUCCUGACAUCUUUGAGGAUCGGUUGGUCUCAAAUUGAUCUCUUAUUAGUCAGUCAUGAACGGCUCCCUGUUAACCCCGCCCAGUCCGCGGGCUGCGGCAAGUUCAUCUCCCCUUCCACCCUCCCCAUCUCCUUCGCCUUCUCCUCCAUCUCCAUCACUGUUGCCACUUUCCACAAGACCCCCACCCUUGCCUCCUCCAACUCCUGCCAGUCAGCCCUUGUCAUCUUUAUCCGAGACACCCACACCAUCUCCAUCUCCCUGCCUUAGCUGGACCGAGUUCUGUGAGCUCCACGCCCGAGUAGCCGCCGGUGACUUCGCCCGGCAUUUCCGGGCCUUCUUGCAGGAGAACCCUCAUUACUCCCCUGAUUCGGCUGCUGCUUUUUGCCGCCGCUUUACAGACAGAUUCGUUCAACAUUUUGAGAGCGAGCUCGAGGGGACCGGUGUCAGUAGGGAUGGAACAGUGAGCUGGGUCGCCCAAUCUGACGUUACGUCACUGGAGGAGGAUGCAGCAUCUCCAUCCCUGCUGCCGCCAGAAGCCUCCACCCCAUUCCCUACUCACACGCGGGUUGUGCCCAAACUGGCAUUGACCCAGGAGGCCCGUGGCUCGGAGCAAUUCCAGAGCGCCGGAACAUUUCAGGACUCGUAUGCUCAUACUCAGAUUCUCCCACCGUCCUCCUCUUCAUCAUGCUCUUCCUCUAUGGGCGGGAAUAACGGGCGGAGGGAGGACAGGGGAAUGGCAGUCAAAUAUAACCAACCUGGAUACAAAGACCUGGAAGAAGAAGACGACAGCUGGGUGGGACCUGUCACCGGAGAGGAGGUGGAGACGGAUGUAGUAGCAAGGGACAAUGAGGGCGAGGGUGAUAUGACCUUGGAAAGAGCCGAUCUCAGCCAGGCAUGCCCCAAUCCCUCUGGCACACCAGCAAACUCUGGGUCAAAAGGCAGUGAGACACCCAUUGGUGGUCACUCGAAGAAUAAACUAAAAAAGCGGUUCUCUUUGCGCAGCGUGGGCCGCAGCGUCCGAGGGAGCGUGCGAGGCAUCUUGCACUGGCGCAGCUCCUCCAGUGACGCCCCCCAGAACUGCAGCUCGGGUAAUUCUGCCCCCCUUCCUUCCAGUUACAGCUACACUACAGGCCUGCAAGAUGGCAAGAGGAACUCUGGCUCGCAGGGCGUUCCUGCGUCUCUCCCUGUCUCUCUCUCCCUUCCCCUCUCUCUCCCUCACUCGUCGUCCUCUUCAUUGCCCCCAUCAUCCUCCAGUAGCGCCACCUCCCUCUCGCUCUCCGAGGCCCGUGACUGGCGGAGGAGCAACGGCGACGGGGAGAAGGAGAAGUGGAGUCACCGGUUGGAGAAACUGCGACUGUCCCGAUCACCACCACCGACUCUGUCCGCCGCAGCUCCACCUUCCUCAGCCGUGUCACCAUCUGCGCUACCCCCAAGCAGCAUGGGUGCCCCGUGGAAGAUGGGCAGGCUGGUACGGGAGGGAGGUGUGACCGUGUGCUCCUCUUCGGAUGAGUUUGCCAGCACUCAUGGAUUCCCGGGAUUUCCCUUUGGACUGCUGCACCACAGCACGGACAGCACAGCGUCGGGACAUCCCACGGCCAUGGGAGGAACUGCAGGCGGAAGGGGGAUGCGGUGGCACAAGUGUCGUCUAGUUCUGAAAGAACGAGAUAAGGACGGAGGGGAUGGAGGGCUGGAGUAUUUCCUGGAGUUUUACAUCCCACCUAAGUCCUCCAAGCCCAGACUGACUGUCCCAUGCUGCUCUAUUGUUGAUGUGAGGAGCACUACAGCCAUAGAGGUGCCAGACAAAGAGAACACCUUUCUUCUGCAGUUGGAAGGUCAGGUGCAGUACGUGAUCGAGACCAGAGAUGCGGUCCAGAUGAGAGCUUGGCUUAGUGACAUCAGAAACGCCAUUUGUCUGAGUGAGCAAGAGGAUGUUGAGGGAGUGUGCGGCAGUGCUCUCGCCGACCUCAGCAGUACGCCAGAAUUCAACGACCGCCUGUCUCAAGUGUGUUAUGGUGGAGUUGGUGGUUCUCCUCAGCUGGAGCCUCUACCUCCUGAGUUGCCACCCCGUGCCCCUCUUGAUGAAUCAGACAGUCGACUGCUUGGUGGGGGUGGAGGCGGUCUUAGCACACCUUUUGCAGAAACUCCUGAUGCCACAGGAUCGUUCCUGUUCUCUGAAGGCUCUGUUUCAGAGACGGUGGAACAUCCUCUGAGUGAGUGUCAGUGGUUUCACGGGACACUCUCCCGUCUUAAGGCGGCCCAGCUGGUGCUGGCGGGCGGCUUGGCCAACCAUGGAGUGUUCCUUGUGAGGCAAAGUGAGACACGCCGUGGGGAGUAUGUCCUCACCUUCAACUUCCAGGGCAAAGCAAAGCACUUGCGUCUCUCCCUCAACGAGGAUGGACAGUGUCGUGUGCAGCAUCUCUGGUUCCAGUCCAUUUUUGACAUGCUGGAGCAUUUCCGUGUGCACCCCAUUCCCCUGGAGUCUGGGGGUGCCUCUGAUGUCACCCUCAUCAGUUUUGUGGGGGCCACGAAUGUCCGGCAACAAGGCCGGGAAAGGGCAGGCAGCCGCCCCACAGUCUGUGAUGUCAUCACCACGCGCCACCCCGACUCCCCAUCAACCCCCAUCUCUGACUGUGUACUUGACCAGCAGACCCCGUAGUCCUCCUCAGCCACCUCCUCCCCCUCUGCCUCCAGGACGCCCUCCGCCCCCAACCCCGCCGCAGGAACGAGGGAGUGAGCCGGAGGCCGCCGGAGGAGGCGGAGCAAGCAGCGGGGCAGAGGAGUGCGAGGACCGGGAGCGCGAGCCACCUCUCCUCCAGCUGGAAGGGGUGGAGGGCGAGGAGAGAGAAGGAGGCAGAGCCAGAGCCAUCGACAACCAGUACUCCUUCUUCUAAACGGGAAAACAACCAGUCGGGAUAGAGGAGGAAGAGGAGGGCCCUUCACAAUCAGUAUUUUCAGUGUUCUCCAACAGAAGAACUGAGCGACUGCGUUAUUAACACUAUUAAACAUGAGCUUUCACGGUGCGAGAGAGAGAUGGAGAGAAAGAGAGAGAGAGACGCCCAAAAACAUAAGCAUAUAUGAUACUUACGGUACUUUUUAUUUUAUUUUAUUUUGUAUAAAUACUAAGUAACAGUACUACACUAAAUUGUAGGUGCGUUGUUCUAGAUUUGUUCUCCGGUGUUUGUCAGUGUGAAAGUUCCUCUGGUUCUGCUGCUGCAUAGGAAGGUACAGAAGUGUCAGCGCCGUCACUGAGCUGGUGACGUGUUUUAGCAACUUACUUUAUUCAGACGUCUAGUAUUCUUUGAGCCUUCGCACUUAUAUGAAAGGAGUUUCUUUUUCCCCUCAGUUGAGUGGAAAUGUUCACUUGUUCAGAGAUUGUUACCCACCAGCACUCUUUGUUGUUGCUAUUAUUAUUAUUACUGGAGCUUUUUAAGUUGUUUUCUUUAUUUUCUGCCACUGACAAACUGCGAAUGUCACAAAGUCGUACCUUUUUUUUUUUUAUCCUGUUCAUUUCAGUUGUACUGAUUUAGUUAGUUCAGUAGCAGGCAUUGCCUCGGGCUUGACAACGUCCAGUUCUGCCAAAAACAACAAGCCCAAUCCUCUGAAGUCCAGUAGUAUUACUAGCGUAUUAAACAUCUCCACAGACGCCAUCAUUACCUCAGAGUCCCGAUCUGUCGCCCAGCUCCUCUGCUCUCCCUCUCUGUCUUUACAUCCUUCCCUUCCUCUUAGCUUUACAGUAUUUGGGUUUAUUGUUGUGUUUAUUUCAAAGCUAGAGUCCAGAGGAGGGAGAAAGAAUGUCCUUUUGGUUUAAAAGAGAAAUUGUUAUUGAAUGCGAAAAUGUUGAUAACCGAUGAUGAUGAUAAUAAUUAGAAUUUAAUAUUUGUUUAAAUAAUAGCAUUAUUUUUGUUUGGUUCAAAAUGCCUUUAUUUUUGUUGUGUACUAUUUGAACAAAUAAUAUUUGUUCUUCAAAAUCUGUUUUCGGUUCGUAUUUUUUGUGCCUUUUAUAUCUCUUCUAAUCCCACUCGGUCUCCUUCAAACUUUGCUUCGGUUUCCUCAGAUUUCAGGAAAACUUUUGAAAAGGAAAAAAAAGAGCCCCUUUCUUCUUGUGCCUUCUCGUGUCGUUAACUGUCAUUUCCUCUCGUCUUGUGCCAGUCUUUCUUGAUUUUGUGCGGUGUCUGCCAUCCAGUUCAGUGCCUGCAUCUGUAUUUUCCUGCUUUGUUUCUCCAGUUCUGUCUCAGCCUUUUCAGUUGUUCUCUUUUUGAUCCUACAGAUUUGGGUAUGAUUUGUUUUCUCUUCAUUUACCCCAUGCUCCUCCUCCCUUCCUUUGACCCUUUAUUUAUACCUCUUAUUGUGCCUUCUCUCGCUUUCUCUCUUCUCUGUCUGUCAGUCAGUGCUGGGACUGUGUGUUAAGGUGGACAAUGUUGCCCACACUGUGUAAUUAGUUUCAGGUACUACAUUGAAUUAAAUGAUGAUGAUAUAAUAUAAUUAUACGGAAACAA